AUGGAUCGCUUUGUCAAUAUCUUCCGUCACUUCCAGUCCAACUCGGAGUCAAUGAUGAACGGGAUUUGUGGAAUCCUGGCAUUGGCAAGUAUCUGGAUCUACAGCUCCUUCCAAUUUAUCUGCCCGUGUUUGCCCAUUUACAACACGGUCUAUGGGGUUGGGGUCAUGUUCUUGCCACCCAUCAUCCUCUUCCUCUGCGGUAUCAUUGUUAACAAGCACUCGUUCCUGAUGAUGGAGGAAUGGCAGCGCCCAGAGAGCAGGAGGGCCAAGGACACUUCGUUGCUGCACUACAUGUUCUUCGCUGUGGUCCAGAGAGCUGUCAUCGCUCCCAUCAUCUGGCUCAUUGUCGCUCUGCUGGACGGCAAGUGUGUUGUCUGUGCCUUCAGCACCUCAGUGGAUCCCAGUCGCUUUACCAACACGAGUGGCGAUCCUGGAGGAGACCUGCUAACCCUCCUGUCCAAGGUGCCCUGUAAGGACCUCAUACCUGACCACCUCCAACAUAACCAUGCCUUCCCCAGGAAAGCAGUACACAGGUACCUCCGCUCCAUCUCCCAGGGCCUGGGAUGGACCAUCCUCCUCUUGCUGAUCUUGGCUGCUUUCCUCGCCCGCUGCCUCAAGCCAUGUUCCAAACAUGUCACCUUCCUGCAGAGUAAGUACUGGAGUAACUACAUUGACAUUGAACAGACAAUCUUUGAAGAGACGUGCCAUGAGCACGCACAAGACUUUGCCCGUCACUGUGUCAGACACUUCUUCCGCAGUGUGCAGGUUGAGCUGGAGAUGUAUUGUCCAGGGGCGGCCGAGAGUGACCACCUGCAAGGCAUCACAAACAAGGAGCAACUUAAUAACCUCCUGAUGAAGUGGUUCAAUGCAAAACCUUCGCUGAAUAUCAGCCCCAUCAGCCAGCAGCAACGCACACCACCGCUGAGCACCAGCAAGCAGACUGUGCUGUAGUGGGGGGGAGGGGGAGGCCUAUGUCUCAAGCAUAUCCACUCUGCUCAUUUUCCUCAACAAAGUCAACUCCAGCCAUAAGAAAUGGUUGCCAGGCAACUGAACAUCAGUCACCCCUCCCUCCACUGACCUGUCGCUGCUAUCC
This is a messenger RNA of Carcharodon carcharias (great white shark), 1093 nucleotides long. Its product is annotated as calcium homeostasis modulator protein 3-like. The record is from RefSeq and is a predicted model, not a curated record. Bases 1 to 951 code for a protein of 316 amino acids. The transcript has 2 exons. NCBI's taxonomy places the organism in Eukaryota, Metazoa, Chordata, Chondrichthyes, Lamniformes, Lamnidae. Gene Ontology annotation, molecular function: monoatomic cation channel activity.